This is a messenger RNA of Diaporthe citri, 1479 nucleotides long. RefSeq lists its product as uncharacterized. Lineage: Eukaryota; Fungi; Ascomycota; Sordariomycetes; Diaporthales; Diaporthaceae. The record is from RefSeq and is a predicted model, not a curated record. The transcript is spliced from 2 exons. Gene Ontology annotation, molecular function: protein binding. Bases 1 to 1479 code for a protein of 492 amino acids.
AUGCUUCAUGCCACCGCGUGCCUCAUCACAUCAGGAGAACGGCCAGAUCAAGAAUACGGAUUACAGAUUCUGCAAUGGCUUUUGGAUCGCGGCUUUCAAGUCAAAGCAGAUGCUUUGCUGGCUGCUGUUCACGACCACGACGUUCCCACCCUGGAAUGUCUAGCAUCCGUGUGCCACGAUUUUGAGAAAGAGGGCGGAGAAGCCCUGGCUCAAGUGGCUCUCAGAAGCGACUUCGACGCAAUCAAGCUAGUUCUGGACAUAGCCGUGGACUACAAUCCUACCACUGUCCAAGAGAACAAUAACAUGCUCGCGGCGGCCACCGAGAUGCUGGACGCAGAUGCCGAUCCAAAUGGCCGCUCGUUUGACACUGAUCCAUUUUACACCUUUCACCAUCGUCAAGGUCAAACCCCACUACAAGCUGCAGCCGGAAAUGGCGACUAUACCGUGGUCUGCAUGUUGAUGGAACGCGGCGCGGAUGUGAACGAGCCAGCACUUGGCGGAUAUGACACGACAGCCCUGCAAGCGAUUUGCGUCUGGGACCCGGUGCGACGAGAGGAAAGACUGCGAAAAGACAAGAUAAUAAAGCUGUUUCUCGACAAAGGGGGAGAUGUUAACGCCACAAACUCCACCGGGCACACUGCUUUAAUUUAUGCAGCUCAACUCGGAGAUUUGUCGACAACUUUUACUCUCCUGAAGCAUGGAGCCAAGCUUGAUGCAAUAUCGACGUCUUACUAUCAUAGCAUUGACGAGCAUCGGCAGACCGCUUUGGACGUCGCCGCUUGUUAUGGCCGGCUGGAUAUGGUUGAGUUCCUCCUCAAUGCGAAUGCAUUGAGUUGGAGCGCGUACUCUGAUGGCAAAGGUUAUGAUGGGGCAAUAGAAUGGGCUAGGAAGAGAGGCCACUUUGUAGUUUCUGAACUGAUCCGCAAGCACUCGGCGGACCGUAAGAGAUGGGAUGUACGACAUGGACAGGCGAUUGAUGAAAGAAUCUCCCCAGAGCACAUACCACAAACGCUGUCGCUCCCAGCCAGAUCGGAAACAGCCUCCUGGCCCCAGAAUGAGAGACGACUCACGCCCAGCGAGAAUCUUCAAGGUGUCGCGGUCCUAGACCGAACCAAUAGUGUAAGCUAUGCGCAUGACGAAGACAUGAUUGCGAGCAGUACUGCUGCUUCAAAAGUCAAGGGAGAAAGCAGGUCCGGGUCAGAUGCGACAGGCGUGAGCUGGACUCGAGUGAUCGAAGAGAUCGAGGACGAAGAACUACCAGCAGUCACUGGACGCGAGAAGCCUCGUGUAGAAGAAAGUGAUGGGACUGCAAACCAAGCUUUCAGCACCGGGAAUGCCUCAUCAAGGCCAGGAGAGUGGUUGCAUCAACAGAGAGACCAGAACUGGGUUGAGGACGAGCAGCAGAGUGUUGACCCGCUUGUUCCAAGCAGCUCAUCUACGGAUGUCUUCAUGGGGUUCUCAGAGUUCCCAAGUCCGUAA